Messenger RNA from Mya arenaria, 993 nucleotides. RefSeq lists its product as uncharacterized. Lineage: Eukaryota; Metazoa; Mollusca; Bivalvia; Myida; Myidae. The transcript has a single exon. Gene Ontology annotation, cellular component: membrane. The record is from RefSeq and is a predicted model, not a curated record. Bases 35 to 853 code for a protein of 272 amino acids. Gene Ontology annotation, molecular function: G protein-coupled peptide receptor activity.
ACCACUUGUGGUGAUUUUUGUGUUGAACACAGUAAUGAUCAGGGUUGUUCACAGGACAUGGAAAGAGAGGCGGUCAAUGUCUAUACAAGAAAACAGCAGUCCAUCAGUAUUUCGUUCUCGUAGUAAAAACGGAGGUAGCCGCCCUGUCGGCUAUAACGACCAACAGAAAAUCACGAUUAUGUUGGUUACUGUGUCAAUGGUUUUCCUCAUUUGUAUUAUUCCAGGAGCAUUAAACAGCAUAGCUACACAUGUGUUCCGUUCGUACUCACCAGUAGGGGAAAACAAGAAUUUGUACAUGCUGAUCUCGACAAUCGCCUUUCUUUUGGAGACGAUAAAUUCUUCUGUUAAUUUUAUCAUCUAUAUGGCCAUGAGUAAACGGUUUAGACUGAUGAAUAAAGAAACUCUUUGCUGUGGAAACGGGGAAUAUUACCGGAAAAUAUCAUUCAGCUCAGUAAAAGAGCAGUUCCGUUGGUCAUCAAGUAAAAAACACAACAGAUAUCAGGAACACCCAUUGUUCGAUAGAAGAACUGUGAGCGAUAUUGGACCAUUAUUAAAUGUCUCAAAUGGAAAUGCAGGUGGCAGACGCUGGUCAGAUGAGGCCCACAGUGAAGGAUGGGAAUUAAGGAGUCACGAACGAGGAAGUGGUAUUGGUCAUAAAAUACCUGAAACUAUUUCUGAGGAGCCCAGUCCUCAACAGAGCAAGCACUGUCUUCAAAUACUACAAACAAAGACGCUGAAGAAGUUGUUGGUGUCCAAGCGGAAGAAGAAGACAAAGACUUCACUGUUACCGGAUAGACAUCUUAAAGAGUGCAAUGGAAAUUGUUCAAAUGGAGACAGUGUAGAUAUUAUGUAAAAACGUAAAACUAUGUUAUAUGUUGUUCAAAACAUGUUUUCUAAAUGAACUCAUAUUAUUAAGAAAUUCUAAUUGAUAUUUUUAUGAAAUGUUUUGUGUUGUUAUAGUUUUUGUUUCUUUUGGUCUCUCACAAAAAAACG